AUGUCAAUCCAAGGAGAGAACGGACAGCAGCAGGUGGUGGUCUCAGUCUCCACCAAGGCCGUCGACACCUACGACGCGCCCUCCGAGCAGACCAUGAUCACGGUGCGCGUCGUAGGCCAUCAGCUCCACCAGCGACUCGCCGCGCUCGCCGAGUCGGCCACCGUGACCUCGAGCGAGGAAGAGAACGGGUACGACGUGGGCGACGAGACCCACCACCCGGCGGCAGCCGAUGGGCAUGCAGCCCUACUCAUCUACCUGAAUCGAACCAUGGGCAACCCCAACGUCGAGCUUCGCAAGAAGGUGGUGGCCACCGCCGCGCUGGCCGCCGUCGGCCGCCUUCUCGGCCUACCUGCCCCGCCGGCCUCUGAUGACGCCAUCGCCGAUGCCGGGCUGCGCCGAGACGGCGACAACGACGACAACAAGAAGCUGGCGCAGGCCGUGGUGGAUUUCUUGUGGACGGUGAUGCGCGUGACAACAUGGGACGCCGACGAGGGCGCCUUCCCGGUGUCGCUCGGCCAGUGGAAGAAGCGGGAGCGUCGAUUCUACGACGAUGCCGAAAGCAGCGACCAGUACGGCACGCAGCAGGUGGUGGAGGAGGCCACCAACCUGAGCCUCGCGUCCUUGUACAACCUUUUGUGGUAA
Acanthamoeba castellanii str. Neff is the source of this 642-nucleotide messenger RNA. RefSeq lists its product as uncharacterized. The record is from RefSeq and is a predicted model, not a curated record. The coding region runs from base 1 to 642 and encodes 213 amino acids. NCBI's taxonomy places the organism in Eukaryota, Discosea, Longamoebia, Acanthamoebidae. The transcript is spliced from 2 exons.